UCAUACGAGUCAAAACACCGUCAGCUGUUAGUCGCGAUAUUUUCAUCGUUCACGCUCAUACAUGGAGAUAUUAUAUCCACGCCGACGUUGCAUGGGGUCCGCAAUUUUUUGACGCGAGAAAGAAAAUUUUUUUUUUUUUUUUUUUUCUCUCAUCCUAUCUUAUAUUUUAUAUCUUUUCUCUCCGAAUCGGGUAAUACGACAAGAACAAUGAGCGACGACGUUGUCAAAAGAUCUUUUGAUCUCAUCGACUGCGUGGUAUUCGCUGGAAUGUUGGGGGUUUCGGCACUCGUCGGAGUCUACCAGGCUUACAAAUCCAGAAAGAACCCGGACGCCGUUAGGGAAUAUCUAGUGGGCGGACAGAACAUGUCUAUAUUCCCUAUAAGCAUGUCUCUGAUUGCAAGCUACAUUUCUGGGAUAGCCAUACUCGGAAUUCCAGCCGAAAUGUACGUCUACGGUACCCAGCUGUGGUCCGUCGUCAUCCCGGAUUGCUUCGUGUCCCUCACAAUGGCCGUCGUCUUCCUGCCAGUAUUUUACAAGCUACAAAUCACGUCCUCCUACGAGUAUUUGAACCUGCGUUUCAAUCACGUCGUUCGAUUGAUGGGCUCCAUAAUAUUCCUCAUAAAAAUGCUUCUUUACAUCCCUCUCGUUAUCUACGUCCCAGCUCUGGCGUUUAAUCAAGUAACGGGAAUCCAUCUGCAUCUGAUAACGCCGAUCGUUUGCGUCGUUUGCAUUUUCUACACAACUUUGGGUGGCUUGAAGGCCGUCGUAUGGACCGACACGAUACAAACAAUCGUCAUGUUCGGUGGCGUGAUCGUCGUCAUGGUUCUCGGAACUUUGAGGGUUGGAGGCGUCCAGGAAGUUUGGCGAAGAAGUCAAGUUACCGACAGGAUUGAAUUUUUCAACAUGAACCCGGACCCAACCAUACGACACACUUUUUGGACGGUCGUGGUUGGAAAUUACCUGAAUUGGUUAGCGACGUGUUCGGUGAACCAAGCGAUGGUACAACGUUGCUUGGCGAUGCCAAAUCUAAGGAAGGCCAAUAUUACGAUCGCCGUGAUGGCCGUGGGCAUAGUAACCAUUAUCUCGAUGUGCUGUUAUACAGGACUAGUUAUAUUCGCAGCGUUCCACAAAUGCGAUCCCAUCACGACCAAGCAAAUAAAUAAGGCCGAUCAACUGCUGCCGUUCUUCGUAAUGGAAAUUGCGGAAAGUGUUCCAGGACUUCCGGGUCUCUUCAUAUCCGGCGUUUUCAGCGCAGCUUUAAGCACAAUGUCCACGGGAUUGAACUCUAUGUCUGGGGUGAUCUACGAAGACAUGAUAAAGCCAUUGCUUAAACGACCACCGGGAGACAUUGGGGCUAGUAGGAUUAUGAAAGUCACCGUUGUACUAAUCGGAGCACUUUGCGUCGGAUUAGUUUUCCUCGUAGAAAAACUCAGCAGCUUGAUACAGGCCGGAAAAAGUUUGUCUGGGAUAACAGCUGGACCACUCCUCGGGAUUUUUACCCUCGGAAUGUUUUUCCCUUAUGCAAACUCGGCGGGUGCCUCGGUCGGUGGAUUGGUCAGCUUGGGUUUCGUCGCAUGGAUAUCGUUGGGAACUCAAGCAGCAAUUUCUACUGGGCGAAUUCAUUUUUUGACAAAACCAGUGUCGGUCGAAGAAUGUCCGGACCGUUUCAAAGCUUUCACCAGCACACAAAAUUCCACAAUUAUCCUCGACGACGCGGCGGGGGAGGCGCCGUUUUUCUUGUACAGAAUGUCUUACCUCUGGUACACCUGGGUCGGUUUUUUGGUAGCUAUUCUGGUCGGACUUUUUGUAUCCUGGAUUACAGGACCUAACAAAUACAGAGUAGAAGACAAAAAACUGUAUACUCCAGUCAUACAUAAACUUUUAUCUCGAACUUCUGCGGCAACGAACAAUACAGAGCUCGUUAAAGUGGAUCGAAUUGGAAAAAUCAGUUUUCCAAAAAGUUGAGUUCGUACAUGCUGUGAAAUAAUCUCAAUAAAAUGAAAUGACAGUAUCGAAA
Athalia rosae (coleseed sawfly) is the source of this 2017-nucleotide messenger RNA. Its product is annotated as sodium-coupled monocarboxylate transporter 1-like. Gene Ontology annotation, molecular function: symporter activity. The transcript is spliced from 13 exons. The record is from RefSeq and is a predicted model, not a curated record. Gene Ontology annotation, biological process: transmembrane transport; sodium ion transport. Lineage: Eukaryota; Metazoa; Arthropoda; Insecta; Hymenoptera; Athaliidae. Gene Ontology annotation, cellular component: membrane. The coding region runs from base 208 to 1965 and encodes 585 amino acids.